Messenger RNA from Sungouiella intermedia, 1527 nucleotides. NCBI's taxonomy places the organism in Eukaryota, Fungi, Ascomycota, Pichiomycetes, Serinales, Metschnikowiaceae. The record is from the annotation of a GenBank genome assembly.
AUGUUGUCAGACAAGGAAUUGUUCGAGUUGAACAAGAAGGCCGUCACUGAGGGCUUCAAGAUUAAGCCUAGAAUCAACUACAACACUGUUGGCGGCGUCAAUGGACCAUUAGUCAUUUUGGACAACGUCAAGUUCCCACGUUUCAAUGAGAUUGUUAACUUGACCUUGCCCGACGGCUCAGUUAGAGCCGGUCAGGUGUUGGAGGUUAGAGGCUCCAAAGCCAUUGUUCAAGUGUUCGAAGGUACAUCUGGUAUUGAUAUCAAGAAGACCCGUGUGGAAUUCACCGGUGAAAACUUGAAGAUUGCCGUUUCUGAAGAUAUGUUGGGUCGUGUUUUCGACGGUUCUGGUCGUCCAAUUGACAAGGGUCCCAAGAUUUUUGCCGAAGACUACUUGGACAUUAACGGUUCCCCAAUCAACCCAUACGCCCGUAUUUACCCCGAGGAAAUGAUCUCCACCGGUGUGUCAGCUAUCGACACUAUGAACUCCAUUGCUAGAGGUCAGAAAAUUCCUAUUUUCUCCGCCUCCGGUUUGCCUCACAACGAAAUUGCUGCUCAGAUUUGUAGACAAGCUGGUUUGGUCCGUCCAACCAAGGAUGUCCACGACGGUCACGAAGAGAAUUUCUCUAUUGUGUUUGCCGCUAUGGGUGUCAACUUGGAGACUUCGAGAUUCUUCAAGCAGGACUUCGAGGAGAACGGAUCCUUGGAGAGAACCUCCUUGUUCUUGAACUUGGCCAACGAUCCAACUAUUGAGAGAAUCAUUACUCCAAGAUUGGCUUUGACUACUGCAGAAUACUUGGCUUACCAGACCGAGAGACACGUUUUGACGAUCUUGACCGAUAUGUCUUCUUACGCUGAUGCUUUGAGAGAGGUUUCCGCUGCCAGAGAAGAAGUGCCAGGUAGAAGAGGUUACCCAGGUUACAUGUACACUGAUUUGUCCACUAUUUACGAGAGAGCUGGUAGAGUCGAGGGCAGAAACGGUUCUAUUACCCAGAUUCCUAUCUUGACCAUGCCUAACGACGAUAUCACUCACCCUAUCCCUGAUUUGACCGGUUAUAUUACCGAGGGUCAGAUCUUCGUUGACCGUCAAUUGGACAACAGAGGUAUCUACCCACCAAUCAAUGUGUUGCCAUCUUUGUCUCGUUUGAUGAAGUCGGCUAUCGGUGAGGGUAUGACCAGAAAGGAUCACGGUGAUGUGUCUAACCAGUUGUACGCCAAAUAUGCUAUUGGUAAGGAUGCUGCUGCCAUGAAGUCCGUCGUCGGUGAAGAGGCUUUGUCCAACGAAGACAAGUUGUCCUUGGAAUUCUUGGAGAAGUUCGAGAAGAACUUCAUUGCCCAGGGUGCUUACGAGGACAGAAGUAUCUUCGACUCGUUGGACCUUGCCUGGUCUUUGUUGAGAAUCUAUCCUAAGGAGUUGUUGAACAGAAUUAGUCCAAAAAUUUUGAACGAGUUCUAUGACAGAGCUGGUGAUCAGGAUGACGACGAGGAGGAAGAGGACGCCGACAAGUCUCAUGACUUGAUUGAUGCUUGA